Molecule: messenger RNA, 2667 nt
Organism: Acanthosepion pharaonis
Lineage: Eukaryota; Metazoa; Mollusca; Cephalopoda; Sepiida; Sepiidae
Source: the annotation of a GenBank genome assembly
AUGUAUAAAUUUGAUAAUAAUUUAUCUGCUUGCCCGCGUAUCUAUCUAUCUAUCUAUCUAUCUAUCUAUCUAUCUCUGCGUUUCGCGACGCACGAUCAAGUAUUGGAUACUGUAUCCUAUCUAUCUAUCUAUCUAUCUAUCUAUCUCUCUCUCAUCUUUCUUUCUUUCUUUCUUUCUUUUUUUCUUUUUUUUUUCUUUCUUUCUUACUUUUCCAAUUAUCAUCGUUCUUCUCUUUCCUAUUUUUCUUCUAUUUGCAUUCUUGAAUUCAUCUUCCCUUUUUUCUUUUAUUCAACCAUCUUUUUUCUGUCACUUCCAAACCUAUCUCACCCCCGUCUCUCUCUCUCUCUCCCUCUCUUUCAAAAACGAAGCCCUCUUUAUAUCUCUCUCAUCAACAUCCUAUUCAUUUAUCUCACCAGAUUAUCUCUCUCUCUGUCUCUCUCUCCCAAUAACACUAUCUUCCUUAUCUUUCUUUCAUCAACAACUCUUUCGUUUGUCUCUCUUUCUCAUCAUAUUUCUCCUGUUCUCUCUCAUCAGAUCUUGCAUUUUUCUCUCUCGUUUUUAGUCUUCCUAGCAUCUUUCUCUUUCAUACUUAAUUAUUUUACCCCUCUCGCACUAACACUGCCUCUUCCCAAUCCUCUCUCCCUCUCUCUUAUCAAAAUCCUUCUCUUCCUCUAUCUCUUUCUAAAAUCCUUUUUUCCUUCCCCUCACUCUUAUCAUCCUCUUUUUUCCUACUCUUUCUUUCACUCUCAUCAUCUUGUUCUCCUCUUUCUCAUUAAUAUAAAUCUCUUCUUUCUUCCUCUCCCUCUUAUUCAUCUCAAUCUCACAUCUUCUCUUUCUCAUAUCUGUCUGUUUCCUUCUCUCCCACGCCAAUAUUUCUUUCUUUCUCUCUCUCACCAAUGUCCUCUUCUUUCUCUCUUUCUCAUCAGUUGCCCCCUCUCCUCCUUCCUCUCUGUCCCAGCACCCUCUUCCUUCUUUCUUUCCUCUCUAUCUCGCUUCUCGUUCAUUCCAUUUCAUGCCCAUCAAAUAUUUUCUCUUUUCUUUUCUGUAUAUUUCACCACAUAUUUCUUUCUUUCUUUCUUCUUUUUUCUAUCGUCUCUUCUCCUUGUCUAUCGAUCCUUCUCUUUUCCUCGUUCUUCAUUCGUCCAAAUUCUCCUUCCUUUUUCCUUUCAUUUAACUCGCCUGUUUCUGUCACUUUUCAUUUUCUCUUUCCUCCUGAACAGUUCUUCUUCCUUCUCUUGUUUGAGGCCUUUUAUCUUUUCUCACUAUCAGUCUCGCUCUGUCCACAAUUCUUCUCUUCUUCUUCACCUUCUCCUCUUACUUCUUCUUCUUCUUCUUUUUCUUCUUCUUCUUCUUCUUCUUCUUCUUCUUCUUCUUCUUCUUCUUCAUUCUAUUAAGCUUUCAUUGGAACUCAAACAUGAUUUAAAAACUUAUAUUUCAUUCAUUUAUUUUUCUUCCUUGUUUUUUUUCAUACUUCCUUUUCAAAUUUUAUUAUUAUUUCUCAUAAUUAUUAAUAUAUUUUUCUUUCUUUCUUUCUUUCUUUCUUUCUUUCUUUCUUUCUUUCUUCACUUGUUUCUUUUACAUUCCUUUCUGUUUUCUUUCUUCAUUUUUCUUUCUUUCUUUCUUUCUUUCUUUCUUUCUUUCUUUCUUUCUUUCUUUCUUUCUUUCUUCACUUGUUUCUUUUACAUUCCUUUCUGUUUUCUUUCUUCAUUUUUCUUUAUAUAUUCUUCACUUCUUUUUCAUUUCUUUCUUCAUUCUUUCUUUCUUUCUUUCUUUCUUUUAAUUCGUGAUGUCUGUCAUUUUCUUUUGUAUUUUCUUUUCUCUAAUUCCAGUUUGUUUUCUUUCUUUCUAUUUUUCUUUCUUUUUCUUUUCUGUCUAUCUUUGUUUCUUUUAAUUCGGAAUUUGCGAUGUCAUUGCUUUUUACCUUUCUUCAUUCAUUCAUUCUUUCUUUCUUUGACUGUUUUAUACUUUUCCUUUUUUUUACUUCUAUCGACUGAGUUUCUUUCUAUUUAUAUUCAUUCAUUCUUUAUUUUUCCAUUACAAAUUGAAGAAUAUUUUUUUAUUUGUUUACUUCUUUUUUUAUUUUCUCAAUUUUUUAAUUUCUUUUUCUCGACUUCGUUUGCUUCUUUCCUUCUUUCUUUCAUUAUGUCUGCCAUUUUUUCUUUUUUUUUUUUAUUAAUACUCAGUUCCAUUUUUUCGGCAUCUACUUUUCUUUUAUUUUCCUUCCUUCCUUCCUUCCUUCCUUCCUUCCUUCCUUCCUUCCUUCCUUCCUUUUUUCUUUCUUCUAAUGCUCAAUUCAUUCGUAACUUAUUCCUGUUUUUUUCCUUUUUUUACCAAUUUCUUUUUUUUCUUUUGCUAAAGUGUUUUAUUCCAUUUUCAUACUAUUUUUCCUUUUUCUUUGUUUAUUUCCAUAAAUAUUUUCUUGUGGUUUUUCAUUUUUCUUCCUACUUUUGUUUUCCCAUUUUCUUUUACUUUCUUCAACUAAUUUUGUUUAUUUUCAUUUUUUUCUUAUUUUUUUCUUUCCCUUCCUAUUUUUGUUUUUUCCUUUUUCUUCCUAUUUUUGUUUAUUUCUCUUUUUCUCGGUAUUUUUCUUCCAUUUUUGUUUUUCUUUAUUCCUAUUUUUUUUUCUUUUUUUCUUCCUAUUUUUUUCCUUUUUCUCUCUCUUCUUGA